Messenger RNA from Populus euphratica (Euphrates poplar), 1550 nucleotides. RefSeq lists its product as uncharacterized. Gene Ontology annotation, molecular function: nucleic acid binding; RNA-DNA hybrid ribonuclease activity. The record is from RefSeq and is a predicted model, not a curated record. The transcript is spliced from 5 exons. Lineage: Eukaryota; Viridiplantae; Streptophyta; Magnoliopsida; Malpighiales; Salicaceae. Bases 366 to 1052 code for a protein of 228 amino acids.
AAGGGCCAUUUAUCCUCUAAUUUCGUCAAAUUCAUUUAAUUGACUGGCAAACAAAUUGAAUGUCGACAUGGAGAAAUUAGAGAAGCAUGUAGUUUUGUAUCUGAAACUACUAUCUUGUGUUUUCGGAUUAUCGAAGACGGAAAUAAUUUAAACGCAAUUUCGUAGGAACAGUUCUAUUUUAUUUUCCGCAGGAAGUACAAACGUGGAAAUGAAGGAGAAAAUUGGAACGGGGAAUGAAAAAUGUUUUCUGUAACUAAACAGGGCUUAAAUUCUCUAGGUUUUUUUUUUUUUCAUAUUAUUCGAUUAAAUAGUUCUAAUAGAAGUUUCUAUUGCCUUUUAGACAAUCUAGGGAAAACGACGGUGGAAUGAACUGCUUCUCUCGCUUGUCUUCCUGUAUACUUGGAAGGACAAGCCAUUUCAUAGCGAAGGGGACUCCUAAGGCGUCACAUCAAUCCCGUAUUCCCUUUUGGAGAAGGAGCUUCGAACAGUCCGGCCUCCAUCUAGAAUUUCUCUCCACCAGAUUUCGCAUUCAGUGCUACUCGUCUCGAAAGCCGAGUUUAAAAGCUUCGAUUAGGAAAAAGAAGGAUUCUCAGCCAACGACAGUCAUGGACCACGAGAAGGAUGCUUUCUUCGUUGUGCGGAAAGGAGAUGUUGUCGGUGUUUAUAAGAAUUUUGCUGACUGCGAGGCCCAACUUGGAACUUCGAUAUUGGACCCUCCUGUGAGUGUCUACAAGGGUUACUCUUUAUCCAAGGACUCUGAGGCAUAUCUUGUUUCCCAUGGGCUUCAGAAUGCUUUAUACACUAUCACAGCUGCAGAUCUGAAAGAGGAUCUUUUUGGCAUGCUCAUUCCUUGCCCUUUCCAGAUUGAGGGUUCAUGGAAGGCCAAACAUGAGAACAUCACCAACUUGUACGAAGAAGCUAAGAAGCUGAAGAAUAGUUUUCUUUCUUUCCACAUCAGUCAUGUUCCUCGGGAAUAUAAUUCAGAGGCUGAUUCUCAAGCGAACCUGGCCAUCAGACUUGCCGAUGGUGAAGUUCAAGAGGAGUUUGAGUAGUAUUUGUCUAAUGGAGGUACCUACUACAUACAUAUCAUUUGAAUCAGAAAUCAAGUACUGUAUUUUCCUGUUUAUCCAUUGUUCUUCGGGCUAAAAGAUUUUGUCAGAGGUCGUGGUGAGAGGAUCAAACCACAACUCCUGGUUGCCGGUGCAGUUGCAAUGAUUGGAGCUCAUUGCAAAACUUUUUCCUGCAAAAUCAGCUCGUUCAGUUACAAUGAUUGGCAUGGGCAUAAUUUUAGCGAAAUGCCCUCAUGUGUGCAUUGUUAAAGAUCCAUAAUUCCAUAUUUAGACAUUGUUCUAUACAGCUCCCGUUUGUUGUGGAUGGUACAAUACUCCAUGGACCAUGAUCAUAUCACUUGUAUGGAUAGGGUAAUAAUAAUUAGAGAAAAUCUCAAGUGAUGGACAAACCUCCUACAUAGAUGUAUUUUCAGGCGCGUCUGCCUGUUUAAACGAAAACAUAUAUCAUAUUGCUUUCUUUUUGGUUUUGACCUGUUUCAA